Molecule: messenger RNA, 7710 nt
Organism: Meriones unguiculatus (Mongolian gerbil)
Lineage: Eukaryota; Metazoa; Chordata; Mammalia; Rodentia; Muridae
Gene: Cntrl
Product: centriolin
Exons: 45
Coding region: 278-7288 (2336 amino acids)
Molecular function (GO): protein binding
Source: RefSeq, a predicted model, not a curated record
GUCUCCUCAUCGCCUUUCCCUCUAGGCUGUUUCUCCCCGCGCUCAGUCGGGGAGUGUCCUUCGGCGGCCGGCCCGAGCCGGGGAGGCGGGCACCGAAGGCCGAAAGGCCCCGGCCGAGCGUGAGAUUUAUUGUGUGAGGUUGACAAAAGCCAGUCAGCACACUUGAUCGUGUUUCUUCAUGUGUAAAAGUAGUGGUUAAUUACUUUUGAGGGUUCAACAUGUGCCAGAUACAUUUCUAAGUACUAGGUUUUGAUGGUCACCUGGUUUUAUUCUUGCAAUGAAGAAAGGUUCUGAACGAAAGUACUCCAAAGCAAAGGCACCACAGUCAUCUCAUUUUUCUGGGCCAUCAUCUCUUAUGUCCAAUGUGCGAUCCAGGUCACUUUCGCCUUUAAUUGGAUCUGAGACUCCACCUUUUCAUUCUGAUGGACAGUGUCCUGCAAAGGCUAAGCUUACAGAUGAAAACGCCAUGCUUCUGGAGUCCAAGCACAAUAAAGGAGCUGAUUCAUAUGUAGGAGUCCGGUAUAUUACAGAGGCCCUCAUCAAAAAACUCACUAAACAGGAUAAUUUGGCCUUGGUAAAAUCUCUGAACCUUUCACUUUCUAAAGAUGGUGGCAAGAAAUUUAGGUACAUCGAAAAUUUGGACAAGUGUGUUAAACUCGAAGUACUAAAUCUCAGCUACAAUCUAAUAGCAAAGAUUGAGAAAGUGGACAAGCUGUUACGAUUACGUGAACUCAACUUAUCAUAUAACAAAAUCAGUAAAAUUGAAGGACUAGAAAACAUGUGUAACCUGCAAAAGCUAAACCUAGCGGGGAAUGAAAUUGAGCAUAUUCCAGUGUGGUUUGCAAAGAAGUUGAAAUCUCUGCGUGUCCUCAACCUGAAAGCCAAUAAGAUAUCAUCGCUCCAGGAUGUAAGCAAGUUGAAGCCACUUCAAGAUUUGACUUCUCUAAUCCUCAUUGAAAAUCCACUUGCGAACCUUCCUCAUUACCUCCAGUUUACCAUUUUCCAUCUCCGUUCCUUGGAAAGUUUGGAAGGUCAGCCAGUAACCACUCAGGAUAGACAAGAAGCUUUCGAUAGAUUCAGUUUAGAAGAGAUAGAAAGACUGGAAAAAGAUCUGGAAAAGAAGAUGGUGGAAACAGAAGAGCUUAAGAACAAACAAACAAAGUUUCUUGAGGAAAUAAAAAAUCAAGAUAAACUGAACAAGUCAUUAAAAGAAGAGGCCAAGUUACAGAAACAGACCUGUGAGGAGCUGGAAGUUGACCUCAACACAAAAAAGGAAUUGCUAAAACAAAAAACAAUGGAAUUAACGCGAGCAUGUCAGAAGCAGUAUGAGCUGGAGCAGGAACUGGCCUUUUAUAAAAUUGAUGCUAAGUUUGAGCCACUAAAUUAUUAUCCAUCAGAGUGUCCUGAAAUUGACAAAUCCCCAGAUGAAAGCCCUUACAUUGGCAAAUCCAGAUACAAGAGAAAUAUGUUUGCCACCGAGACUUACAUUGUCAGCGAUGCCCAGGCAGUUCAGAUCACGAUGAUGCCAGAAGGAGGACAGCUUAGACAUGAGGACACUACCCUGAGAGCCCUUGUACCACCAGAUGUGCAAUUGGAAGACACAGAAAAAAAAAUAAGUGCAGCACAAAUUCUACUGUCAGAGCUACAUCAUGAAGUAGAAAUAGCAGAACAGAAAAUAUUACUGGCUACUCAAGAAUUGAAGCAACUAGAAGAAGCUAUACAACAAAAAAAGAUUUCAGAAGCAGAGAAAGACCUUCUUCUCAAGCAGUUGAGUGGUAGAAUACAACAUCUAAACAAAUUACGCCAGGAAGCUCUUGAUCUAGAAAUGAAGAAGGAAAAGCAAAGAAAAGAAAUUGCUGAAAAGCACGAGGAGAUCGACAACCUGCAGGAAGCCACAGAUUGCCUGGAUUCCAAAGACCCAAAGCAUUCUCAUAUGAAAGCCCAGAAGAGAGGUAAAGAGCAGCAGCUUGACAUUAUGAACAAGCAGUACACACAACUCGAAAGCCGCCUGGAUGAGAUACUGUCUAGAAUUGCUAAAGAGACGGAAGAUAUAAAGGACCUUGAGCAACAGCUUACUGAUGGCCAGAUAGCAGCAAACGAAGCUCUGAAGAAGGAUUUGGAAGGUGUCAUCAGUGGGCUACAAGAGUACCUGGGGACCAUCAAAGGCCAGGCAACUCAGGCCCAGAAUGAGUGCAGGAAGCUCCAGGAUGAGAAGGAGACAUUGCUGCAGAGACUGACACAAGUCAGGCAGGAGAGGGAUGAGCUUGAAAUUGUCGCCAUGGAUUCAGAAAGCAUGAGGAAGGAGCUUGCAGAGCUAGAAAGCGCCCUCCAGGAACAGCAUAAGGUGAAUGCAGCCCUGCAGCAAGCCCAGGGAGAUCUCAGCGCCUAUGAAGCUGAGCUGGAGACUCAGCUAAAACUGAAAGAUGCUGAAACCAGCCAGCUCAAGCAAGAGUUGGAAAAACUCACAAGGCUUACUCAGCGAGAGCAAUCAGUGCUGGAGAAGGAACUGGAGAAGGAAAGACAGUCUCUCAGGGAUGCUCUGGGCAAAGCCCAGUUCUCAGAAGAGAAGCAACAAGAGAACAAUGAGCUCCGUACACAGCUUAAGCAACUGCAGGAUGACAAUAACCUAUUAAAGCAGCAGCUGAAAGAUUUCCAGAGUCACCUCAACCAUGUGGUUGAUGGGCUGAUUCAUCCAGAAGAAGUAGCAGCUCGUGUGGAUGAGCUAAGGAGAAGGUUGAAACUAGGAGCUGAGGAAAUGAGAAUCCAUAGUCCUUCAGAUGUCUUAGGGAAAAGUCUUGCUGAUCUACAGAAACAAUUGAGUGAAAUCCUUGCACGAUCCCAGUGGGAAAAAGAGGAAGCACAAGUUAGAGAGAGGAAACUCCAGGAGGAAAUGGCUCUCCAGCAAGAGAGACUGGCAAACGGACAAGAGGAGUUCAGGCAGGCCUGUGAAAGAGCACUUGAGGCCAGAAUUAAGUGUGAUAAAAGACAGCAUAAUGCAAGAAUCCAGCAAUUAGAAAAUGAAAUUCACUAUUUGCAAGAGAACCUAAAAAGUAUGGAAGAAAUCCAAGGCCUUACAGACCUCCAGCUUCAGGAAGCAGAUGAAGAGAAGGAAAGAAUUCUGGCCCAACUCCAGGAGUUAGAAAAAAAGAAGAAGCGUGAAGAUGCCAAAUCUCAGGAGCAGUUUCUUGGUUUAGAUAAAGAACUGAAGAAUCUGAAGAAAGCUGUGGCUGCUUCUGAUAAACUCGCUGCAGCUGAGCUCACCAUUGCCAAAGACCAGCUCAAGUCCUUGCAUGGAACUGUUCUGAGAAUUAACCAGGAGCGAGCAGAGGAGAUGCAGGAGGCAGAGAAGUUCAGCAGAAAGGCCACACAAGCAGCCAGAGACCUGAGCCGAGCUGAGGCCGAGAUCGCGCUCCUGCAGCACCUUCUCAGGGAGAGAGAGGAGCAGUUCCAGAUUGAGAUGGAGAAUGCAGAUGUAGGCUCUAAAGGAGCAAACUCACAGCUGCUAGAGAUCAAGGCGCUGAACGAGGCCAUGGCGAAGCAAAAGGCCGAGAUCACAAGGCUCCGGGAUGUGCUAAGCCUCACAGGCAUCGAUAAAAAGGGAGGCAUUGAAAAUGUUUUAGAGGAAAUUGCUGAGCUCCGGCAUGAAGUAUCUGCUCAGAAUGAGUACAUCAGCAGCAUGGCAGAUCCUCUCAAAAGACAAGGCUGUUGGUACUUUAUACCACCACCACCACCAUCAAAAGUUUCCAGCCAUAGUUCUCAGGCCACCAAGGACUCCGGUUUGGGUCUAAAGUAUACAGCGUCUACUCCUCUUAGAAAACAAUGGCCUGAACAGCAAGAAGAAGUGGACAGCGGUGAACCUCUGCCUACUUCAGGAUACUGGGUCUAUUCACCCAUCAGAAAUAGGCUUAAUAAAUCAUUUGCAAAUAGAGACGAUGCAGAGAGUGCAGGAGAUAGCCAAGAAGAGAGUGGACUGGAUGACCAUGAGGAACCCUUAUUUGUGCCUCCUCCUGGGUACAUAAUGUAUACUGUGCUUCCUAAUGGUUCUCCUGUGCCCCAAGGAAUGGCCCUGUAUGCACCAUCGCCUCCUUUGCCCAACAGCAGCCAGCCUCUGACUCCCGGCUCUAUGGUUUAUGGCCCACCUCCUCCUGGGGUCCCCAUCAUAUAUGGACCGCCUCCUGCCAACUUUGUUGUUCCCCUUGUCCCUGUGAGCAUGCAGCAUUGCAACAUCCCAGAGCACCGUAACCUAGAGAAUGAGGUGUCUAGACUAGAAGACACAGUGCAGCACUUAGAAUCAAAAUGUCGGGAGGAACAGCGGCUGAACGCAUCCAGGCAGCAUUCUGAGAAGGAAGUGGAGGAGCUGCAUCAGAACAUAGAUGACCUUUUCCAAGAGAAGACAGAACUAGAACACACAGUAGAAGAGCUGCACAGAACCAUCCAGAAACAUCAACAACGAAAGGACUUUACUGAUGGAAAUGUUGAGAAUUUUAUGACUGAAUUAGAAAUAGAAAAGUCCCUCAAACAUCAUGAGGAUAUCGUAGAUGAAAUUGAGUGCAUAGAGAAGACACUCCUGAAACGUCGCUCGGAGCUCAGGGAAGCUGACCAGCUUCUGGCAGAAGCCGAGAGUGAACUUGCGUGUACUAAGGAGAAGACAAAGAAUGCUGUUGAAAAGUUCACUGAUGCCAAGAGAAAUUUAUUACAAAUUGAGUCAGAUGCUAAGGCAUUAGAAAAGAGAGCCCAGGAGACCGCACUUAACCUUGUGAAAGCUGAGCAGCAACUCAGAGUACUCCAGGCUGACGCAGAGGACUUGAAGCAGCACAAAAUCAAACAAGAAGAAAUUUUGAAAGAAAUAAACAAAGUUGUAGCAGCCAAAGAUGCAGAUUUCCAGUGUCUAAGCCAGAAGAAGGAGAAACUGACGGAAGAGCUUCAGAGUCUGCAGAGAGACAUUGAGAUGGCGGAAUGCAAUGAGGAUCACCACCUGCAGGUCCUUAAAGAAUCAGAGACUCUUCUUCAGGCCAAGAGAACUGAGCUGGAAACACUGAAGAGCCAGGUGACAAGCCAGCAGCAGGAGCUUGCCGUCCUAGACACACAGCUGGGGCACAGAAGGGAGGAGCUGCUUCUACUCCAGAACAGCCUAGUCCAGGCAAAAGCUGACCUCCAGGAAGCGCUGCGGCUGGGAGAGAUGGAAGUUGCUGAGAAGUGCAGUCACAUUAGAGAAGUAAAAUCACUUCUGGAAGAACUGAGUUUUCAGAAAGGAGAGCUGAAUGUCCACAUCAACGAAAAGAAGACUCAGCUUGCACUUACAAAGCAGGAGGUGGAGAAAGAGGAAGGGAAUCUUCAGGUAGUUUUACAGCAGCUGUCGAUACAUAAGACUGAAUUAAAGAAUGUUGCAGACUUACUGCAGCUUGAAAAUAGCAAGCUACAAGGUCUGAAGCUACAGCAUGACCAAAAGGUGGCGGAGCUGGAGAAGAUUCAGGUCUACGUGCUGGAGGAGAAACUAGAGCUGGAGAGUUUGCAGAAGACAGCUCUGCAACAGAAAAGGGAAAUAGAGUGGCAGAAGCAGCUCCUGGAGAGGGACAGGCGGGAACUGGAGCGCAUGAGGGCUGAGAUCCAGGCACUGCAGGCCUGCAUUGAAUGUCUGAAUAAAGAAAAGGAAGCUCUCCAAGAACAGUAUGAGAGCUGGGAAAAGAAGGUUGCCCACGCCAGAAGAGUAUUAGCAGCUACUGAAGAAAGCAGCAAAACCGAACAGGCAAACUUAGAGAAGCUGGAACAGGGUGUCAGAAAGCUGCAGCAGGAGCUGGAGCACCUGAACCAAGACAAGCUUGCCCUGCACCACGACAUUUCCGUUGUGCAACAGCAGCUACUGGGUAAACAGGAUGCCAUAAACUCCCUACAGGAGGAACUAGAUAAUACCCAAGACCAGUUGAACCUCGCAAAACAGGACCUGCUUCAGACCACCAAGCGCCAGAAUGCCCUGCUCGAUGAGCAGGCGCAGCUGCAGAAGGACAUCAGCAAAUGGGCUGCCAGACUUGAGAGCAGCCAAAAAGAGACGGAAACAAAAGAGCAGCAACUUCAGGAGCUUCAGAAUAAGAUCAGAGAUGGCAAGCUCCAACUAGAACAGCAAGAAAUGAUGUUUCAAAAACUCCAGGAAGAGAGAGAAAGUGAGGAACAGAAGUUAGAGGCUGCUAAAGUGACACUGAGGCAGCAGCAGGAGCAACUGGAGAAGGAACUGACAGACCACAAAAUCAAACUGGACCAGCUACUUGCAGAUGUGUCAGCAGCUGAAGGACGCCUCAGGGCCCUGCAGGAAGAAGAGCGCUGCAUAGAGAGCCUGGAGAAGAUGCUGUGCCAAGCCAAACAGCAGCUUUUAGAACGGGAGCAGCAGCUGACAGAAAAGUCAAGAGAGCUGCAGGCCCUGCAGAAAGAGGCUGACGCCAUGAGGGCAGACUUCAGCUUACUGCGAAACCAGUUCUUAACAGAAAGGAAAAAGGCGGAGAAGCAGGUGGCUUGCCUGAAGGAAGCACUGAAGAACCAGCGGAGCCAGCUGGAGAAAAACCUUCUGGAACAAAAGCAGGAGAAGAGCUGCAUGCAGAAGGAAAUGGCCACCAUUGAACUGGUAGCCCAGGACAACCACGAGCGGGCCAGGCGCCUCAUGAAGGAGCUCAGCCAGAUGCAGCACGAGUACCUGGAGCUUAAGAAACAGAUGGCAAACCAAAAAGAUUUGGAGAGACGGCAAAUGGAAAUCAGUGAUGCAAUGAGGACACUUAAGUCUGAGGUUAAAGAUGAAAUCAGAACCAGUCUGAAGAAUCUUAACCAGUUUCUUCCAGAACUACCAGCAGAUCUAGCAGCUGUUUUGGAAAGAAAUGAAAACUUAGGAGAGUUGGAAAGCUUGAAAGAGAACUUCCUAUUCACCACAAGUGAGAGAAUUUUUGAAGAAAAAUCCAACUCUCCCCAAGUUCACAUCUCGGAUGAACACUGGCGUGGAGCAGCACUCCGUGAGAAACUGCGCCAUCAUGAAGAUCGACUAAAGGCUCAACUUCGGCACUGUAUGUCUAAGCAAGCAGAAGUAUUAAUCAAAGGAAAGCGGCAGACAGAGGGCACCUUACACAGUCUGAGGAGACAAGUUGAUGCUUUAGGAGAACUGGUCACUAGUACCUCUGUAGAUUCGAUGUCAUCACCAAGUCUGUCUCAUCUAGAAUCUUCCCUUGCGGUGGACUCACAACUUAGACAAAGUCAGAGCCCCUUCCAAGUUCUGCAAGGUCUAUCAGAACCAGACAGUUAUCGCCACUGAGUUUCCUACUCACAGGAAAAGCUCUAGCCGUGUAAACCUAAGAGAAAACAGCUACUCUCCUACCUCACUGACUUCCAAAUUGGAAUGUCAAUGUUAUCAAGAUCCUGUGAAUGAAGACUCUGAAAAUGCACUGUAGUUUUUUUGUACCAUUUACGUUUAUGGGGUUUCUGUAAAUCACAUGUACAUGUGGGAGUAGAUGUACCUCCAACCCAGGAUGUAAGGGGCUAUUUUGACUUUUGUCCUCCAAUCUUGGAAUAUUUUUUAUAAAGCCAGUAAAAAUUCAGCCACAGAUACUGAGUCCAUAAUUGGUAUGUCUAGUUACUAUGAAAAAGAACAUACUUUUGCCCACAGGGUUAUGUUACUUUUAGAUUCUGAUAAAAAAUCUAUUUUUAAUAUGAAAAUAAAAGGUACAGUCAACUUGG